Molecule: messenger RNA, 1622 nt
Organism: Plutella xylostella (diamondback moth)
Lineage: Eukaryota; Metazoa; Arthropoda; Insecta; Lepidoptera; Plutellidae
Biological process (GO): regulation of DNA-templated transcription
Molecular function (GO): DNA-binding transcription factor activity, RNA polymerase II-specific; RNA polymerase II cis-regulatory region sequence-specific DNA binding
Source: RefSeq, a predicted model, not a curated record
UUAACUUUGUUUGUUGUUUAUUUUCGUGUGUUUUUCUCUAGGAAACCAUAAUUAAAGAUGGAUAUAUCAUUAAAACAUGCGGUGUCUAAUGUAAUACUGUCCCGCGAGACGUGCACUCUGUGCUUCAAGCGAGUGGACAGCGACGCGGUGGAUGUCGACGAUAUUAUUCUCCUGAAAGUUAAUCAUGAACACAUCAGUGUCUCUUUCAAGAAAAUGAUCGCUUCGUUGCUCGGUGGGGACGAAUCAAACGCAACAUUGACCAGCAAACUAUGUGGGCUGUGCACCAUUAGUGCAGUCAACUGCUACAACUUCAUCUCAGAGUGCCAGCAAGCUCGGAAAGCUAUGUCAGAAACUCUAGAUAAGAUUUCUACAUGUUUAGACGACCCCUCCAUUGAGGGAGACCUCAUGAGGUCCCUCUACGUGGCUGUAGAUGGUGAGGGUGAGGCCCAGAAGUAUCAUGACACGUAUAACACCACUGACUCAUUGACUACGGCUCUUAAGAGGUUUAAAGCUCUAGAAAGAAAGUCAUGGAAAAAGAAAAUAGAAGAAAUUGAAGAUUAUUUCAGUGUAGACAGUGAAGAAUAUGACUCUGAUAAUUAUAAUGACCUUUUAAUUCGCAUAGGUGACAAGGUUGUAACAUGUAAUGUGUGUAAUUCUAAAUUUUCAAGCAGAAAACAUCUUCAAAAUCAUUAUUUUAGAAGCCAUGCACCCAAAGUGUUCAACUGUGACGAAUGUCCCAAAGCUUUUGCAAAACCAGAGCUAUUGAAGAAACACUAUGACUUCCAUCACCUGGUCAGUUCGCCGAGCAUCUGUGAUGUUUGUGGAAAAUCUUUCAACAAUCAAAGACAACUAGCACGUCACAAGCGCCAGCAGCACAGCGGUGGUGGGAAGUGUCCGAAUUGCAUGAAAUACUUCAGCAGAGACUCCCACUUACGACGACACAUCAAGUCGAGGUACUGCCUCGGCGGGGAGGAGGCUGUUAAAAAAAACUUCUUCUGUGAUACGUGCGGCAAGGGCUACCGGUCCAAGAGCUACUUGAUGCACCACAUCAUAGCCGUUCACAGACCAAACGAGAAAGUCAAAGGCCACAUCUGUCAGGUGUGCGACCGAGUCUGGGCCAGCCCGAGCGCACUGAAGCACCACAUGCUUUUACACACAAAGGAGAAAAAGUUUAGUUGUGAAACCUGUGGAGGAAAGUUUGGGACAAACCAAUCUCUGAUAUGGCACACGAGACUCCACACAGGGGAAACUCCAUACCAGUGCCGGUUCUGUGACAAGAAGUUUAUAAAUACUUCUAGAAGAGCACAGCAUGUGAGGAUCCAUCAUGACGAAGAGCCAACCAAGGAGUGUGACUUGUGCGGAAGUAAAUUCAGAGCAACUAAUGAUUUGAAAAGACACAGAAGAAGACAUUUGCAACCAACCAGCAGGAUUUAUUUAGGACCCGGUGCUGAAUAGUUAGAUUAACAAAUGAUGUAAUUAAUGCCUAGUAAACUGAUAUUGAAAAUUUCCGUUUGAAAAAUGUUGUUUUUCUAUUCUUUCUUAUCUAAUUAGCUCAGUAAAUAGCAGCAAUAAAGUUGACUAUACUACCCUAUAAAAUAAAUAGGCUGUGAAGCACACAUCUA